GGAUUAACUAGUGUCCUCGGGGUUUGAUGGCGGAGCAGUAGACAACUGGGAUUCAGCUGUUAAAAUCAGAACCCAAGGCAGCGUAUAUAAUCCUCCUCCUCUCCAUUUUAUCUUCACAACAACCCUGUGAGGUGUGCUAUGUGGCAAAUCAUUACCAUUUUGGCAUUUUCAGCUGCCUUCAUACUGCCUAAUGGCCAUGGAGCCUCAGUAUUUUACAGCAGCCAAGAAGCAAAUCAAGUGCUGAAAAUCCAGAAGCGUGCAAACUAUCUCUUUGAAGAAUUAAAGCAAGCUUCUCUGGAGCGGGAAUGUAUAGAGGAAGUGUGUGAUUUUGAAGAAGCCUUUGAGAUAUUUCAAGACAAGGAAAUGACUCUAGAACUUUGGCCAAAGUAUUACGAUGGAGAUCUGUGUGAAUCGAGCCCGUGUUUCAAUGGACGCUGUCAAGAUGCUUUCGGGGAAUUUCAUUGUAUUUGUAACAAAGGCUGGGAGGGACGCCUGUGCCAAGCUGAGCUCAUCUACACCAACUGUUCUACUUCCUAUGGUGGCUGUGGACAUUUCUGUGAGGAGGGCGAAAGAGAUAAUGAGCAGUUCCGCUCCUGCAGCUGUGCUUCAGGCUACCGGCUAACAGAUAAUUAUACAACUUGUGAACCUGUUGGUGAAUACCCCUGUGGAAGAGUUGUGGAGCCCGAGUCAAACCUCGUUAAAGUCACUGGAGGCUUACCUGUGGGAAAAGGAGACAGCCCCUGGCAGGUUAUGCUGAGAAACAGUGCAGGCCGUUUCAAGUGUGGUGGUGUUCUCAUUAACUCCAACUGGGUGCUGACAGCUGCUCAUUGUGUGGUGGGAGAACAAAGGAUCAGAUUGUCAUUUGGUAAAUACUAUCGCCGGCGAAAGGAUGACAAUGUAGAAGAUAUCAUUGCUGACAGGCUAGUGCCUCAUGAAAAUUAUUCUGCCAUCACCUCUGACAAUGACAUCGCAUUGCUGCACCUACACCACCCAGUUCACAUUAACAGGUUCAAGCUGCCCAUCUGCCUGCCUUCCAAGAAUCUGGCAGAGCAGGAGCUGAUGAAAGAAGGGACAAAAGUAGUGGUGACAGGCUGGGGUGCCCAGAGUGAAGACAACAAAAAGAACCUCUCCUCUGUUCUCAAGUAUAUUGAAGUCCCUUUGGCAUCCCGGAAUGAUUGUGUUCAUGCUAUGUGGCAUGAUCUCUCUGAUAACAUGCUCUGUGCGGGGAUACUGGGAGAUAGACGAGAUGCCUGUGGGGGAGACAGUGGUGGUCCUAUGGUCACGAAAUUCAAGGACACCUGGUUCCUAGUUGGGCUAGUAAGCUGGGGAGAAGGCUGCGGGAAUCCUGAUAACUUUGGAAUCUAUACCAAGAUCAGCUCAUAUCUUGACUGGAUCAAACAGAAAAUGCAAACCAAAGAUGAUCCAAUCAAACACUAAGUCACGAAAAGGAUGAUUUGGGACUACUUUGGCAAUGCACUCAGAAUAGUAUGCUAAUAAAUACAGAAUAUACAAAGCG
Messenger RNA from Elgaria multicarinata webbii, 1516 nucleotides. It is a transcript of the gene PROC, whose product is annotated as protein C, inactivator of coagulation factors Va and VIIIa. The transcript has 10 exons. Gene Ontology annotation, cellular component: extracellular region. The record is from RefSeq and is a predicted model, not a curated record. Lineage: Eukaryota; Metazoa; Chordata; Lepidosauria; Squamata; Anguidae. Gene Ontology annotation, molecular function: calcium ion binding; serine-type endopeptidase activity. The coding region runs from base 139 to 1437 and encodes 432 amino acids. Gene Ontology annotation, biological process: blood coagulation; proteolysis; negative regulation of blood coagulation.